CACUCUGGAUACGAAGUAGAGGGGGUCACUAGGUGAACUCUGGCCUAACCAGAGAGCUACCAUGACAAAACAGAAGCAAGAACAAGCUGCCACUCCCACCCCCGCCCUCUUCUCCCUCCAUCCCACACUUUUCUUCAUGUUCUCAUCUCUAGAUUCCAACUUCCAAUUUACCUCCGCCCCGGCGAAGGCAACUGCCGACGAUCAGUCGCAGGGCGAUGACAGGAGACUGUCGGCCAUGGACCGUGUCAAGAAGCGCCACGAGGAGAAGGGCUUCCUCUAUGCCUGCUUCUUCAUGCUGUGCUGUUGCUUCUGCUGCCACGAGGCCUGCGAGCGCUGCCUCCAGUGCUUCUGCUGCUGCCGCAGCAAGGAUGAGUGACCGACCGACUGCGCUCAUCCGAAGAUAAAACCUUGUGAAUUUGUGAUUGUAUAUAUUUGUAGUUUGGUUGCCAAUUUGCGACAUAUGCUAGUGCGCAGCGGUAGUACAGUCCAUGUGUGUAUAUCCCGAACUGGUUUUCCUCCUUUGCUUCAAAGUUAGCUGAUGCUCAUCCACCUGCAAGACCGUACACCAACCAAGACAUGCAAAGUUACAAAACUGUAGGAUUCAGAAGAUGGAUACAGACAUAUUUCUUGUUGUAGAAUAUUAAACUGUUCUUUGUUGCCUAUGAUGCACAUUUCUUCUGUC
This is a messenger RNA of Lolium perenne, 682 nucleotides long. RefSeq names its product protein CADMIUM TOLERANCE 4. The record is from RefSeq and is a predicted model, not a curated record. NCBI's taxonomy places the organism in Eukaryota, Viridiplantae, Streptophyta, Magnoliopsida, Poales, Poaceae.